Nicotiana attenuata is the source of this 1239-nucleotide messenger RNA. RefSeq names its product chaperone protein DnaJ. Gene Ontology annotation, cellular component: cytoplasm; nucleus. Lineage: Eukaryota; Viridiplantae; Streptophyta; Magnoliopsida; Solanales; Solanaceae. The record is from RefSeq and is a predicted model, not a curated record. The transcript has 6 exons. Bases 358 to 687 code for a protein of 109 amino acids.
UGGCAAUCUACCGAAUACAUUUUGGCAUAAGUCUGUUCGGUUAAACUUGUACAGAUAUUAAUCCUAUCCGAUGCCAAAGGGUUAAGCCGUCAAUUGUUGUCAGCUUGUUCCUCCGUCUCUUUCCCUUUUCUCUCUGUGGCUUUCAAAUUUCAACCAUUAUUUUUCACGAGGGGGAAAGAUAAUUUAUAGUAGCAAUUUGUUCCUCCCAUUUUUAUAUGAAACGUUUGCAAUAUCUCCUAUUUGAUGUCCCAUUUUCUGGAUUAAAGUACGACACAUCAUUCCAAAAUUUUACUGCUAAUAAAGAGAAAGUUUGCUUUAUUCUUAAGUAGGAGAGGCAAAGAACUUUUUGCAAACCAUAUGGAGGAUGAUAGAAAAACCACCUACAAGGAUUAUUACAAGGUUCUUGAAGUGGAGUAUGAUGCAUCCGAUGAGACGAUCAGAUUAAACUAUAGAAAGCUUGCACUGAAGUGGCAUCCGGACAAACACAAGUGUAAUGAUGCAGUAACCGCUAAAUUUCAAGAGAUUAAUGAAGCUUAUACGGUGUUAAGUGAUCCUGAUAAGAGACUUGAGUAUGAUUUAAACGGAAACUAUGAGAUAAAUGAUUAUACCUUGCCAGAAUAUCUAUCCAGAUUCAAAGGGAUGAUACUUACCUCUAAUGGGCUUGGUAUGAGUUCAGUCUGGUUGUGAAGAUUCUGAAGGUGUAGAAAGUGUCAGACACAUGAUUACGCGCAUAAUUUUCCUCGUCUUUCUAUGUGCAUGUGAAACAGAGUUACCAGCACAGAGGAGAAGUCAUCCAUAUAGAAGACCACAUUCUCUCUCCGAGUUAUUAGAUUUGUCUGAUUGUCCUGUCUUUAACAGCAUCAUAGUGUUUCUAAAUAGGAAUUUGGAAAGAGUUAGCGAGGACUAUUUAACAAAAACUUGAGCAUUUGACUGACUUCUGAUGCUCUUUUGUUUGGUUCAAAGUUGCUUGCUUAUUUUGAUUUCUGAAAAGAUUGUAUAUUUUACUGUACACUUUUAGAAAUAGUAGAUAGUUGAGCAAUUUUCGGCUUAAGACAACUUGUAACAAACCCUAAAUUCAUUGUUAAUUCAUGCUGUAGCAUCAUCUCGCCAGCAGCUUUGCUGUUGAUCUGCUAAUGCUUUUAAACAGAGAACAGAUUCUAAAUCCUUUGUUACUUUCAUGUCAACAUUCUAAUAGCGAAAUCCUUUAUUACUUUCAUGUCAACAUUCUAAUAGCGAAUC